AUGAUAGCCCCUGGAAUACAACAACCGGAUAUGCUAGGUGUCACCGCGAAGCCUAACGAAUUGCAGACAUCAACUCGCGUCGACAUUCCGAGUGAGUUGCCAACCCAAUUUACGCGGACAUUGAAUAAAUCAACGUCACCAUCAAAUAGAGAGGAUUUAGAUGUUGUUGCUGCUACUGCCGGUGUAGUCCUAAAUGUUAAAUGCCAUUGCAGUAGGGCGGACGAUGAUUUGGAAUUCAAUUCUCAGGGUCUAUAUUGCAUACACACCGUUCAUUGUUAUGAAUUACCAAUGAGAUUUAAAUUUUUGCCAAAUUCGAUAGCGGCUAGAGCCAACCAACUGGGCAUGUCCGAUGACAAAUUUCUAGCUGAUGAAAAACGCUGGUGGCCACCACCCAUAUUCAUAAUUUUCAUAUCACUAUUAGAGAUUGGAGUUUUUAUUUACGAUUACGUAACCGUGAAGCCGCACAGUGAACUGAUUAGCACCAGUAUUCCGAGUGAAUCGCUGCUGAUUUAUCGCCCCGAUCGCCGCCUAGAGAUAUGGCGUUUUCUCACAUACAUGACACUGCAUGCAAAUGGCUUUCAUUUGGCUUUCAAUGUCAUUGUUCAGCUGCUCUAUGGACUGCCGCUGGAGAUGGUACAUGGCUCCGCACGUAUUGCCGUCAUUUAUAUGGCCGGUGUUCUAGCCGGUUCCCUGGGCACCAGUGUCAUUGAUUCCGAGGUGUAUUUGGUGGGGGCGAGUGGUGGUGUUUACGCUUUACUGGCAGCUCAACUGGCAAAUGUCAUGAUUAAUUUUGGCCAAAUGCGCUAUGGCGCCUCUCAACUAAUGGCAGUAUUAAUAUUUGUUUUUUGCGAUACCGGCUAUGCCUUUUAUAGUAAAUAUCUCACAGAAGACGCCAUGGAUUUCAUACCGUCGGUGUCAUAUAUAGCCCAUUUGACAGGAUCUCUGGCCGGAUUCUCAAUUGGACUCUUAGUGCUAAUCAAUUUCGAACACAAAUCUCAAACGAAUUUAAUACGAUGGCUGGCCUUUGGCGUCUAUGCGUCAUUUGUUCUGUUUGCAAUUGCAUUUAAUCUCGUCAAUACGAUUACAGCUCAAAAACUCGAAGAGGAAGGUGAAGUUAUCAGACAACAUUUGCUGCAUGAUUUGGGUAUCUCUUAA
Messenger RNA from Musca vetustissima, 1155 nucleotides. RefSeq names its product protein rhomboid-like. The record is from RefSeq and is a predicted model, not a curated record. Gene Ontology annotation, cellular component: membrane. Gene Ontology annotation, molecular function: serine-type endopeptidase activity. The transcript has 3 exons. Bases 1 to 1155 code for a protein of 384 amino acids. Lineage: Eukaryota; Metazoa; Arthropoda; Insecta; Diptera; Muscidae.